AUGGCAAGCGAUGACCGACCAAUUAUGCAGAUAUGUACCCACACGUUUGUUGCAUGGGCGCACACCAUCUGCCAACUUGGAAGAACACUAAAGGAAUGUCUCCAGUUUGUACACACACCCCGCGUUGCGCAGUGGAAGACGGACGAACUUGCUCAAGUUCCAUCAAAAAUCACUGUCCUAGUCAUGGGCAUUUCCACAGAGGCCGUCAUCGCCAUUGUCGCUCUAUUCAUCGCUCUUCCCCCUAUCAUAUUCAAAGUCUUGCAAUGGAUGCAUCGAGAACAGCGGCGUUCUGAGCUCCCAGCACCAGUGGUCUCCGCCCUCGCGCAAUACCAAACACCAUGGAUACCUGACUCCGAUGCCUCCCACGAGCUUUUCGCACUUACACCCCUCGAAUUUGACCGGAGCACCACGAACGCAUCAGAAUCUUUCUCACGAACGCGCGUGAUGAUGGAGUACACGAGGGUCACGGCUCGGUCGCCCUCGGCGCGGUACCUUCGGAUACCAACCUUGGGGAAGUGGAAACAGCCCUUCGGCGCCGCACCCCACUUGGACGGGACGGUCGGCCGGAAUAUUCGGACAAAAGCCAAAACUAGCAUCGCACGCUACGACCACAGAAACACAGCAUUUCAGGCGUUUGGAUAUUGUUAG
Messenger RNA from Colletotrichum lupini, 648 nucleotides. RefSeq lists its product as uncharacterized. The record is from RefSeq and is a predicted model, not a curated record. The transcript has 6 exons. Bases 1 to 648 code for a protein of 215 amino acids. NCBI's taxonomy places the organism in Eukaryota, Fungi, Ascomycota, Sordariomycetes, Glomerellales, Glomerellaceae.